AUGGAGCAACAACGUCACAGCAAUGGAGUCAAGCAUGUUGGGGAGGCUAUGCCAUCACCGCAUGGGUUUGUCGUUCGGCCCACCCUGCCGGACAGAGACGUAAACCCUGCUUCUAUAGAGGAAGCCUAUGUGCGCUUCAUCUUUUACUGCAACCCUGCUCUCCAGCUCGACUGCGACACGGACAGUCUGAGAGAUGCCUUCCGCUCCCCUCCGCGCAGCGGUGGCAAGUCCUUCGAUACAUUUACCAUAUACGAACUCGUCAAGAAGUUUUACAACAAGGAGAUUAAGACUUGGACUGAGUUGACGACGACCCUUGGCGUUGAGCCGCCUGAUCCAACCAAAGACGAGAGUGCGCAAAAGGUUGCACAAUAUGGUGUUCGACUAAAGAAAUGGAUGAACUCGAUGCAUGUCAAGGCAUUCUUUGAGUAUCUCAUGAACAUACCCAAUGACUACUGGAUGAGGGUUCCCACGGACCAUAACCCUACUGGCAGUGCCGUUCGUGACGGCGUUGCCCUUGAGGAUGACAUGGCGCUGAGGGCUUUGCUGCCCCAUAUACGACCCAAGAGAGGCCGCAAGAGACCAGAGGCAGACGAUGUUGUGCAGCCACACCCCCAGCGACAGCGGCUGUCACCGGCCUCUGCGGCAGACGACUAUCGUCAGGGACAGCCAGGGCCUUGGUCGGCUCAUCCGGAUGCCCACGGAGGCACACCGUUGGACGCCCCGAGAACGCAGAAUCCGGCUGCGUGGGGACAGAACGAGUCAUUACAAUCCCACGUCGGGCGCUGGCCGCAAUCCGCAGUCACACCCACGACCAGGGGCUCCUUUUGGGAUGAUGCUCUUGAGCCUCAAUUGGCAGUGGCUCAAAGCAAGACAAAGGUGUCUAGUCAUCGCAGAGGCGCCAAAAACGUGUCUUCGGCGUGGAAAACGGUCGGUCAAGACCCGGCCACCCGGCCAAGAGGUCGGCCCCCCAUCAUCCGGACGCCUGCCGAUGCGCCCGGCCAAUAUCUGGCGCAUGGCUGGACGCCAACUAAUGAGACCACUCCGCCGGGAAAUCCAUACUAUCCCAGGCCAAACCCACCGGCACAUACAGAACAGCCGCAGCCGCAGCCGCAGCCGCAGCCACCGGCGCAGCAAUAUCACCACCAGUUUCCUGGAAACCAGAACGGAGCCAUGUCCACUGGGCAGGGUGGCCAGCACGCACCGUACGAAGGCACGCCAAGACCAUCUCGACCUAGCAUCUCAUUACAGCUUCCCGAACGAGCCAGUGGAAGCGUGCGCUUGGCUACACCUCCCGCGCCAGCACCAGUGUCAGUCCCGGCAUCAGUACCAGUACCAGCGCCAGCGCCACGGGCGGAGCCCGCAGCAUCACCUGCACAAGUCCAAGUCAACGGCGUCGAGCCCAGUGGCCAAGUCCCUGGCGACGACAGCAAGUACCAGGAUGGCUGGCGCAAAUUCGCAAGGGAAGCGGCCGAUGCCUACGAACUGCCCCCCCAGAGCCACGGCGCGGCCAGCCCAGGUAACUUUGGAGACAAGGACAAGGCCAAGGACAAGGACAGGGACAGGGACAGGGACAGGGACAAGGCCAAGGACAAGGACAAGGACUCUGAAAAGGACUCAGACUUGCCCGACUACUACUUUGACAGGAUGGACGACCGGACAAACGUCGACGUGCUAACAGCAUACUUUACGCGCUCCAUGACGGAAGCCGACUGGCGAGACGUCGACGGAAACCCAGCAAAGAGCGUCUCGCUGGAAGAAUCCGCCGCCAUGGUCCACGCAAUGCUCCAAACCAUGUACAAAACCGCCACUUCGCCGCAGGCCUUUCUCAUCAACCUGGCCGCGCUCGCGGGGUCUACGACGCUCGUCACGACCAGACCAAAAUGCACGCGCCUGAGCGAGAUUGACGGCCAGUUCCGGUACAAGUGCGAAUGGGAGUAUCGCUUCGGCCACGUCAAAGGCGGCUUCACGUUUGAGCAGGUGGUGCCGGCAAGCAUGUGGGCCAAGACGAAGCAUCCGUCGACCAGGGACGAGGACGAGGACCAGGAGCCUGAGGGCGAGUUCACAAGGGAGUACUGGCAGAAGAAGUACGAGGCCCUGACGGCCGAGCUGGAGAGUCGAGAUAGGGUCCUGGCUGAUUUGAGGGACAAGGUGACCAAGGCUCUGGGGCGGGACUUUAUGUGA
This is a messenger RNA of Metarhizium album ARSEF 1941, 2181 nucleotides long. RefSeq names its product ARS binding protein 2. NCBI's taxonomy places the organism in Eukaryota, Fungi, Ascomycota, Sordariomycetes, Hypocreales, Clavicipitaceae. The record is from RefSeq and is a predicted model, not a curated record. The coding region runs from base 1 to 2181 and encodes 726 amino acids. The transcript has 2 exons. Gene Ontology annotation, molecular function: DNA replication origin binding.